AUGUUUAAUCACCAACAUCAACAACCAUUACAACUGUUGCUACAACUGCAACAGCCACAAUUGCUGUCCAUGCAAGUACAACCUUCUAUCAACAUGAACACCAAGAACAAUAAUACUGCUUCUUCUGCAUCAAAGGAAAAGUAUCGUAUCCGAGUCCAUAGAGCCUGUGACCGGUGUCGGACUCAGAAGAUCAAGUGUUCUGGUACCUUCCCCUGUAAUACUUGUCUCAAGUAUAAGAAAGACUGUACAUAUGAGAAGAGCCACUACCCCCAUAAGAGAUCAGGUUCUACUGACGAUGAGCUCCUUCCAACUGGAGGCGACAUUGUACGUCCUGUUAGUGCAAUGGCGAACAUCAACCACAUCAAUGGCAGCGAAACAAGCAUUUCACUGCAACACAAUGAGACAUUGAAGAGAAGUCAUAACGGUGAUGAUGAUGAGACCAAAAAGUACUUGGAGAAGAGAGUUAAAUAUUUGGAGAACAUUAUAUUGGAGAAUAACCAAACGUAUUAUCGUCGUGAGCCUCUUCAAAGUAUGAUUGGACCAGCCAAUGAAAUGAUGGCUGGUAGUUCUCAAUUGCUAUUGCCUGAUUUGAUCUUCCCUCUGUCUAAAUGGAGAUAUUCCCGUCGUCAUCAGAACCUCUUAGUGUUUGAGUUGUCUCAGACAUUGUACAAGAGUAUAUCCAAAUAUGAGAACCGUCGAAAGGUCAAGGUUCCCAGGUUCCAAUACUUUGGUUGGAAUAUGAGUGGUGGUCACUAUAUUCCUUCGGAAGAAUUGCCUUCGGAAUAUCCUGCUUUCCAUAAUUAUCCGCAUUAUGGUGAGUUGGAUAGUAGGAUGAGCCUUGUGGACUACUUCUUCAGGAAUAUCAAUCCGUUAUUUGCCAUUUUGCAUGAAGAAGUGUUCCGUCAGCAAAUCAAUGUCUAUCAUGAGUUGGUUGAAUCAUCUUCAUCAGCCAAUGGGCCCCCCACUGGGAACUCGACCUCUUCAAUGUCUGGUGCUAAUGUUAAGAAUAAAACUAGUUUAUUCUCUGCUUUAUUAUUCAUGACUUAUGCAUUAUCCAUACGGUUCAUGGUAGCUGCAGAUCCUUAUCCCAAUGUGGAAUUGUUCAAACUUGAAGAAGAAUGUUUCAAGUACUCUUAUGCGGUUAUUCGUAUACUUUCCUUCCAGUGGGAAUCGUUUGAGUUGAUCCAAGGCUGGUUACUUAUUGCUCUAUAUUUAAGAGUCAGUCACAGACAAACUACAGUUAGUAGUGCUAUAAAUGAAGCCGUCUCCAUGACAAGAUUAAUGGGUAUUGGAAGUAAAGUCCCGAAGCUACAAACAGCUACUGAAUAUGAACGUUUGAAAGCCAAAAGAAUCUUCUGGAGUUGCUACACAAUGGAAAGAGUAUUUGCUCUACAAACUGGUAGAUAUGGUGCACUAAACGAAAUUGAUAUUUUUGCUGAGCCAUUGACCAGUUAUAACUUUGAAGAAGUUGGUGAUACUUGGUUAACUAAACCAGCCUUUGCCUUAUUACACAUUGCCAGAAUUAUUAAUUUCAUUUAUUCCAGUACUAAUGAUGUUUUUGACUCUAAUUUGGUGAGUGCAAUGAAUAAUGAGUUGACGUUACUAUCUGAUUGGCUAGACCAAAAUGGUUUUAACGAUGAUACAAUCUAUGAUGAUGAAAAUGAACAGGAUCUAUACAAGUUACUUAAAGUCCAAGUGAAAUUACAUUUUUAUGAUUUAAUCUUGAGUUUACAUGGGAAAGCCAUGUUUGAUAUUUUAAGAGAUAAUCAAACUGAAGGAAUCCAGGAUCAUCAAGGUUUACUGAUUCCGAAAUUAUUGGAGACUUCAGCAGCAGCUACUAAGCUUUUAUUUGCUACCAAUAAGCGGAAAAUGCUUUACAUUCCUUGGUACUAUAAUCUUUUAUUACUUUUCAAUAUCGGAGUUAAUUCCCUAACUAUGGUAUUCUCUGGUGGAAAUAAAUACAUUAACUCAAGCAGAGACUUGUUAGAGGACACAAUUAAAUUGUUAACAAUUAUAAAAGAUGCUAAAUACCCUAACGGAGAACCUCGGUUCAAAAUGGCCAAAGAAUGUCUUUGGUGUGUUAAAAUGACUAACCAUAUGGUCUCCUUACAGUUAAGUGAACAAUUGAAUAUGUUGAAACUGAUUGGAAUCGACCAUGGUUCAAAUGUAGUCAACGAUGAACAAUUUACGACUUUAGGAGUAAAAGAUAAAGACGAACAAGAUGACGAGAAUGAAGGAGAGUUGUUGAAUAAGAGAUUGAUAAAAAAGGCUAAGGUGAAAUCGGAAGGUCUAACUAAUCUGGAAACCAUGAGUGUUGAAAGUGGUAGUUCGGCAGUUCUAGGAUCACCAAAAUCAGUUUAUGAAAACGACAUGCUAUUUAGCAACUUGCAAUGGUUUGACCAAUGGUUAAACUAUGAAUCUAUAUAG
Molecule: messenger RNA, 2427 nt
Organism: Lizanozyma spartinae
Lineage: Eukaryota; Fungi; Ascomycota; Pichiomycetes; Serinales; Debaryomycetaceae
Gene: CTA7
Product: Cta7p
Exons: 2
Coding region: 1-2427 (808 amino acids)
Biological process (GO): DNA-templated transcription; positive regulation of transcription by RNA polymerase II
Cellular component (GO): nucleus
Molecular function (GO): zinc ion binding; sequence-specific DNA binding; DNA-binding transcription factor activity, RNA polymerase II-specific
Source: RefSeq, a predicted model, not a curated record